GUGAGUGCUUACAGUUCAAAGGUUGAUGCUUUCGCGGUAGUGGUGCGUAACGUUUCGGAGGCUACUGGUCUAAACAAAUCUUAAUGUUAGGAAAGACACAUGAAUUCGCACUUGUAGCUCUUCGAUCAAGACACAAUUCUAAGGAAUAGUUACUGUAGAUUAUCGACGUGUGUAUUUAGGUAAUUUUCAAAAUGGUGAGUGACAAAGAUAAGCGGCGUUCAUCAUCAUCAUCAAACAGAAAAUCAAAAUCAGACGAACCACCGAGCCACCCAAGGAUAUGUUCUAUUGUGAGAGGACCGGCGGGCUACGGCUUUAAUCUCCACGGUGAAAAGGGUCAACAUGGCCAAUACAUCAGAGCUGUAGAUCAAGAUUCUCCAGCAGAACGUUCUGGCUUAAGAACUGGUGACCGUGUUAUUGAAGUGAACAAUAUAAAUAUUGAAAGGGAAACUCAUUCACAGGUGGUAGCGAGGAUCAGAGAAGGAGGAAAUUCUACUGUUCUAUUGGUUCUUGAUAAAGAGCUUGACACAUGGUACAAGAAACGAGGAGUUACGGUAAAACGGGACAUGAUCCCGGGAUACAAGGAACCAGAAACAAUACAACAGAAUGGUAAAGAAGAGUCACCGGAGGUAAAUGGUGUUAGUCAGUCUAGUGAAGAAAUUGAGGUGCCUGUAGCUGCAGCAGCAGCAAUUGCCAUCACAGAGGAUAAUGUCAACAAUAAAGAAGAGGUAGAGGAGACACCAGCACCUGUAGAGGAGGCUGAACCAGAGGUUACUCCAGAACCAACCUCUCCUGAAGAGGAAGAGCCAUCAAGAGAAUCUAGUGAGGUAGAAUAUAGUCCUCCAACACCACCACAAGAACCAGAACCAGUCCAUGAUGAACCAGAACCAGUAAUGGAAGCAGUUGCGCCUGCACAGGAAGAAGAACCAGUACAUGAAGAAGAAGAUGUUCCAUCAUUCGUCGCACCUGCAGAACCAGCAAAACCGAAGGAUACAAGUGGCCUAGACCUAUCAGACAUGUCAAAAGCACGCAGUCUAGCGAUGGGACAGAGCAAAAAGAAGAAUGCUCAGGCCAACGAUUGGAAAUCCAAGUACCAGGCGUUCAACCAACUAUAGGUAUCAGCAUUACAAUCAGAAGAUACAAAAUACAAUAAGAAUGUAUCCGAUCCAGUCAUUAGGAACGCUUUAAUAUAAGCUUGUGUUUCAGUUAUAUUGUACAUUGUGUACAUGUUACUAAAUCUUUAUAAAGUAACAUACCAUUAACCAGUUACAAGUCCAUAUAUUUUAGAUUGAGUGUCCAAUAAAAGUGAUUAAAUCAUGGUUUGUUGAAUAUGAGUUACAGAAAUGUUUAUCAAAAUUACAUCUGAAGAAUGAUAUAAAUUGUAAAUGGAAAUGAAUUUAUUAUUAUAAUAAUAUAUAGGAAACCAAAAAAAAAACUGGUAAUGCAUGGGUUUGAGGAAAAUAUAAAAAUGUUUCACAAAAAAAACCCAAAAUUGUACAAAUAAUUAUGUUAAAUAUCUAAAAAAUCUACUUAAGUAGUUGGGAGUGAAAUUUUACAUUUUUAUAAAAGCUGAUUUGGGUCAACAUUCUCUUUUUUCCCAAGCAUUUAUAUUUUGAAUUUAAACUUGUCCAUAAAAGUUGGUGGGUUUAGAUAGGUUCAUAUAAACGUAAUUAAAAAAUUCCAAAGGUUUUAAAUUUCAUUUCUCGUAUAAUAUUUCAUCUUCCCUUCUCACAUAAAGAAAAUUAAAGUAGUAGUAUAACUCCAUAUCUCUGAAUAUUUUAAAAUCUUCUUUACUUCCAUAUUUACCAUAGUAGAAUUUGAAAAACCGAGAAAUAUAUUCUGCCAAAUAAAUGAAAAUCGCAAAUGAUGUAUCUCUUAAACUAGGAAAUAUCUUUUUAUUGGCGGCUGCUGCUUUAGCUUCGCAAGUAGUCUUGUAGAUUCUUCCAAAUAUUGACAAACGUAAUAAAUGGUUUCCAGGAUUACACAUGACAAAGAGCUACCAUUCUAAUACUUGGUUCUGGACUCAAGAAAUUAAAUCAGUUUCUUUCCUAAUUUUCUAUACGAAAAAGAAGGCAUUUUUAGACAUUGCCUUUCAUAGAUAUUUUAAACUUUUGAUCUGAAUACAAAAUAAAGAUUUCAUAUUAUAUUUAAUUGCAUUUUCCAGGUAUUUCGACAUAAAUUUUGAGUUACAAGAGUUGAUUUAUUUUAUACAGUAUUCUAUUUCAAUAAAUUCUGCUUAAUUAUCUUUAUAAACUAUCCAUAAAAAUAUCAUUUCUGUUAAUUCCUCCUGGAACUACCACUCUGGUAUUUUAAUAUUGGAAAAAAAAAGUUAGUUUGUUAUUCUAUUCAAGUUCUAUUUAGUAGAUUGGACAGCAGACAUGCAUUAAUUUCUAUUUUUGUAACUUUAUAAUAAUAAGUUGCACUGUGAAUAUAAAGAAUUUAGGGAAAUUCAUGUUUAUAAUUUAUUUUUUCAAAUAAUUUGAAGAGUCAUAAUGUGAUUGGUGGUUUUAUUUUUCCCAUGUCUGAGUUUUCAUUGCUAGCCAUUAACUGUUUUAAUUUGAUGCAGUACCAAAGCCUAUGUUUUGUGUUGUAUACCAUACAUUAUUUACAACAAUUGUCUUUCAGUUUAGAUUUCCAAAUUACUGGAAUUCAGAUUGCUAAAUGCUUUUCUAACAAUGGGAUUAUAUAAUUAGACAUUUAAUCAAAUGAAAUGUUUGUUGUUAAUCUUCACAAAUUCUACUCAAACUUUUGGUGAUAGAUCAGCAUAUACUAUUCAAAUGAAAAAAUAUCUUUAUUUUUAAAUUCCUUUUAAUUGGUUAGUUACAUUUACUAUUUCCAUUAUCAAUUGGGGAAAUUUAAUUGGAUUGCAUCUUUUGACAUAUUGAACAUGUGUAGAGGGCGGUUUAGCAUGUUACGAGUUUGAUACAAAUGUUACAGACUUGAAUAAUUCUACUUGCAGGGGAUAAUGUUUAAUUACAGUAAUCUUUGAAUCAAUUAUUUUAUUUUUUAUUUUAAAUGGGUAUAAAAACAGCAUUAUAGUUAAUAAUAUUAAUAUACCUGUAAGGAACUUAUCUUGAAAAAUAGAUGUCACAUGUUAAUGUUAUCUUUAUGAAAAGGAAAAUAAUGUAUUUAGUAUGUUUGGACGAAAAUCAAUAUGGGAAAAAUAUUUGAUUGACUAAAAGAUCUUAGUGGAUUUCAUUAGGCUUCUUUAUUUGGCAGUUGACAUCAAAAGUUUAUAUAUCUGUGGUGAAAUAUGUAUUCAUUGUAAAAAACUUUAGGAUAAUAAUUAAAAAAAAAUUCACUAAUUCUAAGUACAGUAAUAAAAGCACACAUGCUUUGGAUUCUUGGAUAAAAUGGUGGUUUACUAUAAAUGGGAAAAUAAAUUGAAGUGGUAUAUGAAAUGAUAAAUAUAUUUAUAUAAUAUUUUAAUUUAGUUAUGAUUUUCUUUAGCUUGAGUAAAGCCAGAGGUGAAUUUGAGAUUUUGCUGUUGAUAUUGGUGGCUUGUAUAUGUAUUGUAUAUUAAACUUAAAGUUUUUAAUCAUUUUUUAUGUAAUGAAAAUAAAUAAAUAAACUGUAAUCAAAUCAGAAGGAUUAUGAAGAUAAGGCAAUGGAAAAUCUUUGAUUUAGAUUGCGUUUAGAUUUAUGCCAAAUAUGUAUGUAAUGCAAAGAGCAUGCAAGUGUCUAAAACAAAUAUUCAAAUUUUUUUCCUCAAGCAUAUUCUUUGGUUUUUUAGUCGUAAGUUUAUUACUGUAGUGUUGUGUGUGUGUAGAUUUAGAUUCAGCUACAGGCCACAAGCACACAAUUCGCACAAUCCUUUCAAUUAGAUAAUGGAGGUAUCCAUGAUUAGAUGAAGAACCUUGUACAUCAAUGAAAUAGUCCCACAUAGAUGGACAUCCAACCUUCUACUUAACAGAGAUUUCUGUUUGAACAGACUUUUCCGCUGGACUGUCAAUCAAACUGACCAAUCAGAAUAGUGCCUGGAAUAUGUGUGCGUCAUCGUUGUCCCACAAACGCACGUUUUUACGUACAUUUACGCUAAAUGUUUUGCGGGGACUAUACAGUAUCAAAGCAGCAGGGCUAAUGGAAAGGUCCAGUGUGAUGAAGUGAAUAUAGCAGUGUAAAAACAUCGUUGAUAAUUCUUUUCCUCACUCUCUGGCCGAGAAAGACCUGACACAGUCCUUUUGUGGAGAUAGCCAGAAACCUCCCUAUAAAGAUUAUUUAUGUAGACUUACUAUAGUUGACAGUAUAUCCUUUUCAUUUAUGAUGACACAAUAAAUUAUGCAAAGUUUUGUCCAUAGCAAAGUAUAAUAUAAUUUUGUGAAUUUUGAAAUCAUAGUAAAGAUAUUCGUAAAAUAUUUUGUUUGAUGCUGAUCAUCUCCUUUCUCAAUAUAUAUGACCAAAAGGAGCAAUUUUAUUCAAUUUUUUUUUUAUAGAAAAUCAUGACCAAAGUUAUAAUUAUUUCCAGAGAUAUAGAGCCGACGUUUUGAUAGUAUUAAUAAUAAAGAGAGAUUGAAUUAAUCCUCUUAAGUUGCUGUAAAUAAAAUGUCCACAAAGCUGUAAAAUGUAUAAAAGCCCUUAACAUGCUGGAAAUUAUUGUUUUUAGAAUUGAUUCAAGCCAAAAUCAUAUAAUAAUCAUUUGUACUUUUGAUUGCACAAUUUAGUUUUUGGUUUUGUUAUUAUCAUUAUAUUGUACCAAGGUUGUACUUAUAAGUGAAAGGGAAUGAUUGUGCUUCUUUCAGUGAUUUAAAUGAAUACAUAAUAUAGAUAAACAAAGAGCUCACACUAAGUAUAAAAUAUACAGCACUAAUGCAUUCCGUAAUUAGGACAAUACCUGAUUGUUCGAGAUGUAAUUCGACUCGUGGAUAUAAAGCAUUACUGUUUACAGAUGCAAGCUAUAUCAUGUAGACUGUGUUUUAAGAAUUCUUACUAGCUUUUAAGCGAUCUACUAUUACCCCAUGGUAUCACCGCCAUUUUCAUUGGUAUAAUAAAUAAAUGAGGAAUAAGUUUUGAAUCAAUAAA
This is a messenger RNA of Anneissia japonica, 5016 nucleotides long. Its product is annotated as Na(+)/H(+) exchange regulatory cofactor NHE-RF1-like. The record is from RefSeq and is a predicted model, not a curated record. NCBI's taxonomy places the organism in Eukaryota, Metazoa, Echinodermata, Crinoidea, Comatulida, Comatulidae. Gene Ontology annotation, cellular component: apical plasma membrane. Gene Ontology annotation, molecular function: protein binding; protein-membrane adaptor activity. The transcript has 4 exons. The coding region runs from base 192 to 1112 and encodes 306 amino acids. Gene Ontology annotation, biological process: protein localization to plasma membrane.